Molecule: messenger RNA, 966 nt
Organism: Gigantopelta aegis
Lineage: Eukaryota; Metazoa; Mollusca; Gastropoda; Neomphalida; Peltospiridae
Product: melatonin receptor type 1A-like
Exons: 1
Coding region: 1-966 (321 amino acids)
Biological process (GO): G protein-coupled receptor signaling pathway
Cellular component (GO): membrane
Molecular function (GO): G protein-coupled receptor activity
Source: RefSeq, a predicted model, not a curated record
AUGUCUAACAACAGCUCAUUGUUAAACGCAACUGUUAGCAGAUUAACGGCCUCUGAAAUUCGGGCGUACACAUUUUUGUUAAUUUUAGAAGUGACUGUUGUUCCGGUUAUUGUUUGUGGAAAUCUUCUCAUCAUCGUUGCCGUGCUACGCUUUCACAGUCUCAGAAACCCCAGCAAUACCAUGAUCAUGUCGCUUGCUUUCGCGGACCUGAUGAUGGGAGGCAUAUACCUUCCAUUGAAGAUUCUUCUUUCUCAGCAGCCACAACUGUUUGUAAAUCGAGUUUCUUGUCUGGUGAAUACUUUCCUAUCCUUCUUCUGCGUUACCAAUGCGAUGUCUUUCUUGUCAUUGAUUUCCAUGGAAAGGUUUUAUGCAGUACAGUUUCCAUUUCACUACCAUUCGUACAUGACGAUAACUCGAAGUCUUGUAUGGAGUUUUCUCGUCUUCAUGGUAUCGGUUGUUAUAGCGGUCCCUACGGUCAGUGGCAUUGAUCGGUGGAAACCCGGAAAAUUGUGUUUUACUUCGAACGUUACGCCACGCAGUUACGUAACUGGCGCUAUAUUAAUGCUUUUCAUAAUUUCGUUUCUUGGAUUUUUGUCGUUUCUACGCGUUAUGGCUGCCGAAAUCAGCAUCAGACUCAAGGACAAUGCUCGGAGUGUUAAUGAAGCCAGAACGCAAGACUCCAUGAAGGCUACCUUGAUGCUAACCGUGUAUGUGUUCUCCAUAAUUUGCUGGAUCCCGCAGCUAGUGUACACGGGUAUCGCUGUCUUCAACCCUGCCGUGGCAAGUGAAUUGGGUCUAAGAUCGGUGUCCUUUCUGGGUAUCUGCAGUUCAGGUGUAAACUGCUUCAUAUACGGAAUAAAGAACAGACAAUUUAAAGCAGCAUUCAAGAAAAUAUUCGGCUGCAAGACUUCAAGUGUCGAUGUUGAUGACAGCACAAGGGUGAGUACCGUUCAGACUGGUUCCUAG